CUAGCUUUCUGCUUCAGUUGCCGCAAACGCUGUCUCUCUGUGUGAGCGCGCGAGAGAGAGAAGAGAUAGAGAGAGAGCAACAAUGACGACGAGGUUGAAGAAGCACAGGAAGAAGAGAGGCCACGUCAGCGCUGGCCAUGGGCGAAUCGGAAAACACCGCAAGCAUCCCGGAGGCCGAGGAAACGCCGGAGGUAUGCACCACCACCGAAUCCUGUUCGACAAGUACCAUCCAGGUUACUUCGGCAAGGUCGGCAUGAGGUACUUCCACAGGCUCCGCAACAAGUUCCAUUGCCCCAUCGUCAACAUCGACAAGCUCUGGUCCCUCGUCCCCAACGAAAUCAAGGACAAGGCUUCCCCCAACAACGCUCCGGUCAUCGAUGUUUCGCAAUUCGGCUACUUUAAGGUCCUCGGCAAGGGCUUUUUGCCUGCUUCUCAGCCGAUUGUUGUUAAGGCCAAGCUUGUCUCGAAGACUGCUGAGAAGAAGAUCAAGGAGGCUGGUGGUGCUGUUGUGCUUACUGCUUAGGUUUGGUUUUGCUUUUGAAUUUGAAGUAUUUUGUUUUUGAAAUAACUGUGGUUUAUGUUGGAUCUAUUUGGAUUUGAUGCGAUUUUGAUUAUGCAAUGCAAUAUGGAUAUGGUUUCAAAUUUUUUU
This is a messenger RNA of Camellia sinensis, 649 nucleotides long. Its product is annotated as large ribosomal subunit protein uL15x. Gene Ontology annotation, biological process: translation. Gene Ontology annotation, molecular function: structural constituent of ribosome. The record is from RefSeq and is a predicted model, not a curated record. Lineage: Eukaryota; Viridiplantae; Streptophyta; Magnoliopsida; Ericales; Theaceae. Gene Ontology annotation, cellular component: cytosolic large ribosomal subunit; ribosome.